GCGGCGCUUUCUCGUAGGACCCGGCUUGAAACAAGAUGGCGGGCUCGUGGUGAGAAGCUGUGAAGGAGUAGAAAUUAGUAUGCCUAGAAGCAGAUUUUAAAAGCAGUUUCUCUUCAGAACAUCUUUUUUCAUACCACUUGAUAAGCAUCUUGAAACACCAUGGCUGUAGCUGCAAUAAAAUGGGUGAUGUCAAAGAAAACUAUCUUGAAACGUUUAUUUCCAAUCCAAAACGGAGCUUUAUAUUGUGUUUGUCAUAAAUCUACAUAUUCUCCUCUACCAGAUGACUAUAAUUGCAAAGUAGAGCUUGCUCUGACUUCUGAUGGCAGGACAAUAGUAUGCUACCACCCUUCUGUGGACAUUCCAUAUGAACACACAAAACCUAUCCCUCGGCCAGAUCCUGUGCAUAAUAAUGAAGAAACACAUGAUCAAAUCCUGAAAAACAGAUUGGAAGAAAAAGUUGAACCCCUUGAGCAAGGACCUAUGAUAGAACAACUUAGCAAAACGUUCUUUACUACUAAGCACCGCUGGUAUCCUUACGGACGGUAUCACAGAUGUCGUAAGAAUCCAAAUCCUCCAAAAGACAGAUGAUGCUGAGGUUCCUGGGAGAAUCAAAGAGAAAUGUGCCUCAUUUGCAAUUUGAAAAAAUGCCAUCUGGUGUAUUCACUAAUAUGUAGUAAAGUAAUAAUGAUAAAAUACCUUUUCAUAUAUUAGAAUGUAUACUUUUAUAUAUGUCAAAUAAUUCUGGAUUUGACAUUCUCAUUUAGAGAAACGUAUCACAUUUUCUUUUUCUUUUUCAAUUUUAGUCUUUCAUUUAUGUAUGGUCUCCAAUUUAGGACUUUUCCAUAGUGCCAAAGCCAUGCAUAUUCAGUAGAACAUCAAUAGGUUAUAUCAGAACACUUUAUUAUAAAAUAGGCUUUGUGUUAGUUGAUUUUGCUCAACUGUAGGGUAAUGUAAGUGUUCUGAGCAUAUUUAAGGUAGGCUAGCAUUUUGAAUUUAUGAUAUUUUUAAUUUACAGUGGGUUUAUUGGGAUGUAAUUCUACCAUAAGUUGAGAAACAUCUGUUUUUGUGUGUCUAGUAUGAUUUAAGUAUUUUUGCAUCAUUAGCCAAACAUUGUUAGUAGUAUAAAUCUGAUUAAUAAAAAGGUACAUGGCUUUCCUGAGGGAGAUUUUUAAAUUGGCUUUGAGAAUAAACUCGUAAGGUCUACCAAGAAAAUAAAUGUUAUAAUGUUUCAGUUGGCUUCUAGGAAAUAAUUAAAUUACUGAUAUUUUGAUCAGGUUUUACUGGCUACUAGGCCCCUUCCAUCCAUUCUUGUUAAAUUCUCAAAAUAAUCCUUUGAAGAAGGGACGUAAUUGCAUUUUACAGUGACUCGAACCCUACCAAACAAGUGAGAGAGCCAGGAGCCAAAUUGUCAGGCUUCAAAGCUUUUUUUCAGUGCAUCACAAUGACAAAGGGGUGGUUUUCUUUCACCCAAGAAUGUGCUUUCCUAGAGAUUUUUCUAGAGAGAGUAUUAUGUAAUUGGUUUUGAGGGUUUUUUUCCUGGCUGUCUUAAAGAUUAUGCUAGCUUCAGAACACAUGCAAACAGCUGCAGCUCUGUGUUAAAAUGUUAGUGCCACUAGACUAAUGUUAUCAGAAUGUUAAUAGAUAACUCUGCUGCCACUACUAGUUACAUAUGAUCCUUAAUAGCAUUGCUUCCCCUUCACCUCUAUUAAGGAGGUGAAGAAUCUUUUAAUAAGGUAGAAAGUUGCUUUAUUUAAACUUAUGCUGUAAAAUGUUUGUGAUACAGUAAAAUUGAUGUGAAAAAUAAUUUCUCAUUCAAAGUCCGUUGUUUGAUCUAGUUCUUUUAGUAAAGGAACUAUAGUUGAAGUUUUAAGUAGCCAGUGAAGUAGGAGAGAGUAAAGGAAAUAAUUAAUAAUGGUGACCUUCUGUUACCCAAAAGAAAUACUUUUAAGUGGCUUACUUUUUCCAUUAAUAUAAAUUUCAUUUGGAAAGAUUAAAAAAAUAAGUUUGAUUGAAUUUAAUAAAUCAGAAAUAUUUA
Messenger RNA from Saimiri boliviensis boliviensis (Bolivian squirrel monkey), 2035 nucleotides. RefSeq names its product mitochondrial ribosomal protein L42 (gene MRPL42). The record is from RefSeq and is a predicted model, not a curated record. Gene Ontology annotation, cellular component: mitochondrial large ribosomal subunit. NCBI's taxonomy places the organism in Eukaryota, Metazoa, Chordata, Mammalia, Primates, Cebidae.